CUCCGCUGACGCUCUUGGAUGCGUGAUGGGGGUGGGACCCUGAGCCCCGAGCCCGCAGCGCAGCUGUGUGCGGGAGCGUGUGUUUGCGUGGGCGUAGCGUCGUAUCUCCCUGGAGUUCAUUGCUCUCCCAAGCCACACGGUCUCCAGCGGUGCCCGAGGCGCCUGGGGAGGUCUGGCUGACCGGUCCCAGCUGGCUGGUGGGCGGCCUGGGGGGCGGGGCGGGGAGGCUCGGCCCUCCUCCGGGGCGCACCCCUAAGGGAAGAAAAGACACCCUGGGCUGCAAGGAAAAGUUUCUUCCUGGCAGGGCAGGCUCGGCGCAGCUCCGUAAGCCGCCAGGGUGAGCCCGCCUUCCUCGCUGCGGGGCUUGGAGCCUCCAGCCCGCCCGCAGCGCAGCCCAGGCCGCCGGGCCAGCUUCGGCCGGGAGAACGCCGGAACAGCCUGGGAGGGCGGAACCACUGACUGUCCACGCGAGGACCGUGGGCACCCACUCGCGGGGCUCUCAGCCACUCUCCCCCGCAACUUUGCGUGCUUUGUUCUCUGGCUGAAAAAUGCUCCACCGAAGCGCCCUAGACCGGGUCUUCUCCAGGCGGCAAGGGCUCGGCCGGGAGACGUGUUAUGCUCUCAGCUCCCCAUCAAUUAUGGAUGGAAACAAAUAAGGAAAAGUCAAUUUUGUAUGAACCGCGUCUUUCGCAGCCAGAGGCGUCUUGUAGCCGGGAGCAGAGGCAGGCAAACCGAACCCAACUACCAGGUAGCUAAGUCGGACUUCUGAGGAGGGGGAGCUCAGAUUUCUUCUUGGCCAACCAUGGGGUUCUUUCUGCUUUGGUUCUGCAUGCUGUUCCUUCUGGUCUCCAGGUUACGGGCGGUCAGCUUCCCAGAAGAUGAUGAGCCCCUUAACACGGUUGACUAUCACUAUUCAAGGCAAUAUCCGGUUUUUAGAGGACGCCCUUCAGGCAACGAAUCGCAGCACAGGCUGGACUUUCAGCUGAUGUUGAAAAUUCGAGACACACUUUAUAUUGCUGGCAGGGAUCAAGUCUAUACAGUGAACUUAAAUGAAAUCCCCCAAACAGAGGUUAUACCAAGCAAGAAGCUGACGUGGAGGUCCAGACAGCAGGAUCGAGAAAAUUGUGCUAUGAAAGGCAAACAUAAAGAUGAAUGCCACAACUUCAUCAAAGUCUUUGUCCCAAGAAAUGAUGAGAUGGUUUUUGUCUGUGGCACCAAUGCUUUCAACCCGAUGUGCAGAUACUAUAGGUUGAGAACCUUAGAGUAUGAUGGGGAAGAAAUAAGCGGCCUGGCACGAUGCCCAUUUGAUGCCCGACAAACCAAUGUCGCCCUCUUUGCUGAUGGAAAACUCUAUUCUGCCACAGUGGCUGAUUUCCUGGCCAGUGAUGCUGUCAUUUACAGAAGCAUGGGCGACGGAUCUGCCCUUCGCACAAUAAAAUACGAUUCCAAAUGGAUCAAAGAACCACACUUCCUUCAUGCAAUAGAAUAUGGAAACUAUGUCUAUUUCUUCUUCAGAGAAAUCGCUGUGGAACAUAAUAACUUAGGCAAGGCUGUGUAUUCCCGCGUGGCUCGCAUUUGUAAAAACGACAUGGGUGGCUCCCAGCGGGUCCUGGAGAAACACUGGACUUCCUUCCUAAAGGCUCGGCUGAACUGCUCUGUUCCCGGAGAUUCCUUUUUCUACUUCGACGUCCUGCAGUCUAUAACAGACAUAAUCCAGAUCAAUGGCAUCCCCACCGUGGUUGGGGUCUUCACCACACAGCUCAACAGCAUUCCUGGUUCUGCAGUCUGUGCCUUUAGCAUGGACGACAUUGAGAAAGUGUUCAAAGGGCGGUUCAAAGAACAGAAAACCCCAGACUCUGUUUGGACAGCGGUUCCUGAAGACAAAGUACCAAAACCAAGGCCCGGCUGCUGUGCCAAACACGGCCUCGCAGAAGCUUACAAGACCUCCAUCGACUUCCCGGAUGAUACCCUGUCUUUCAUCAAGUCCCAUCCGCUGAUGGACUCUGCCGUCCCACCCAUUGCCGAUGAGCCUUGGUUCACAAAGACACGGGUCAGGUACAGGUUGACAGCCAUCGAAGUGGACCAUUCAGCGGGGCCAUACCAAAACUACACAGUCAUCUUUGUUGGCUCUGAAGCUGGCGUGGUGCUUAAAGUUUUGGCAAAGACCAGGCCUUUCUCUCUGAAUGACAGUGUAUUACUCGAAGAGAUUGAAGCUUAUAACCCCGCCAAGUGCAGCGCCGAGAGUGAGGAGGACAGAAAGGUGGUCUCAUUACAGCUGGACAAGGAUCACCACGCUUUAUACGUGGCCUUCUCUAGCUGCGUGGUCCGCAUCCCCCUCAGCCGCUGUGAGCGCUACGGAUCCUGUAAAAAGUCUUGCAUUGCGUCACGUGACCCGUACUGUGGUUGGUUAAGCCAGGGAGUUUGUGAGAGAGUGACCCUUGGGAUGCUCGCUGGAGGAUAUGAACAGGACACGGAGUACGGCAACACAGCCCACCUAGGGGACUGCCACGAAAGUUUGCCUACUUCAACUACACCAGAUUACAAAAUAUUUGGCGGGCCAACAUCUGACAUGGAGGUAUCCUCAUCUUCUGUUACCACUGUGGCAAGUAGCCCAGAAAUUACAUCUAAAGUGAUUGAUACCUGGAGACCUAAACUGACGAGCUCCCGGAAAUUUGUAGUUCAAGAUGACCCAAACACUUCUGAUUUUACUGAUACUAUAUCAGGUGUACGGUGGGAAGUCCAGUCCGGAGAAUCCAACCAGAUGGUCCACAUGAAUGUCCUCAUCACCUGUGUGUUUGCCGCUUUUGUCUUGGGCGCGUUCAUUGCAGGAGUGGCCGUAUACUGCUAUCGUGACAUGUUCAUUCGGAAGAACAGAAAGAUCCAUAAAGACGCAGAAUCAGCCCAGUCGUGCACAGACUCCAGCGGAAGCUUUGCCAAGCUGAACGGCCUCUUUGACAGUCCCGUCAAGGAAUACCAGCAGAACAUUGAUUCUCCUAAACUCUACAGCAACCUGCUGACCAGUCGGAAGGAACUGCCGCCAAACACGGAUACAAAGUCCAUGGCCAUGGACCACAGAGGCCAGCCUCCCGAGCUGGCUGCUCUCCCCACGCCAGAAUCCACACCUGUACUCCACCAGAAGACCCUGCAGGCCAUGAAGAGCCACUCUGAGAAGGCCCACGGCCAUGGUGCUUCAAGGAAAGAACACGCCCAGUUUUUUCCUUCUAGUCCUCCACCCCAUUCCCCAUUAAGUCACGGGCAUAUCCCCAGUGCCAUCGUUCUUCCAAACGCCACUCAUGACUACAAUACAUCCUUCUCAAACUCGAAUGCCCACAAAGCCGAGAAGAAGCUUCAGAACAUUGAUCACCCUCUUACAAAGUCAUCCAGUAAGAGGGAGCACCGGCGCUCUGUGGAUUCCAGAAAUACCCUCAAUGAUCUCUUGAAGCAUCUAAGUGACCCAAACAGUAACCCCAAAGCCAUCAUGGGAGAGAUCCAUAUGGCUCAUCAAACCCUCAUGCUGGACCCGGUGGGACCAAUGUCUGAGGUCCCACCCAAGGUCCCUAACCGAGAGGCAUCUCUAUACUCCCCUCCCUCAACACUCCCCAGAAAUAGUCCAACCAAGAGAGUAGAUGUCCCCACCACUCCUGGGGUACCAAUGACUUCUCUGGAAAGACAAAGGGGUUAUCACAAAAAUUCUUCCCAGAGGCACUCUAUAUCUGCUGUGCCUAAAAACUUAAACUCACCAAAUGGUGUUUUGUUAUCUAGACAGCCAAGUAUGAACCGUGGAGGAUAUAUGCCCACCCCAACAGGGGCGAAGGUGGACUAUAUUCAGGGGACACCGGUGAGUGUUCAUCUGCAGCCCUCCCUCUCCAGACAGAGCAGCUAUACCAGUAAUGGCACCCUCCCCAGGACGGGACUAAAGAGGACACCAUCCUUAAAACCUGAUGUGCCACCAAAGCCUUCCUUUGUUCCGCAAACCCCAUCUGUCAGACCACUGAACAAAUACACGUACUAGGCCUCAAGUGUGCUAUUCCCGUGUGGCUUUAUCCUGUCCCUGCUGUUGUGAGGAAGCUGUAAGGGUACCUUCAGACGAGAUACCUGCUUGUAUUUUAAGAAAAACAAGUAGCCAAAGAAACUCUGUCACUUUGGUAACACCAGAACUUGCCACAUGUAGCUACUACAGCAAGGCUUCUGUGUACUUGCCGGAGACGAAGGGAGGUCCUGCUCAUUCCAUGUCUUUCGUUUGAAGCCGAAGGGCUGUAUAGCCAGGGAAGGCUUCCUUCACCAGUGUAAAGAGCGGAUCCAGUACUCAGAAGACUGAACAAAUACUUGAAAAUGGGUUCAAUGUAGACUACCAUUCUGUGUGGUCUUCCCAUUAAAUGUGAACAUUUUAAUAUGUAUGCAUUCACCUUGCCUCUUGCACAAAUGUCAAAAUGGAAAGAUGGGAAUGUCUCAAAACAAAAUGAGCUUGGAGAUUACCAAGCAGUUUGCUGAAAAUUCAAUCUUUGACCCAAACUGUAGCAUUUUUUUUUUCCAAGUGUGGCACUGUUUUGUUUUGUUUUGCUUUCAAUGCCACCAACAAACUGUGUUAAAGAGAGGAGCGUGUGUGUGUGUGUGUGUGUGUAUGUGUGUGUGUUUGUGUGUGUGUGUGUGUGUGUGUGUGUGAGAGAGAGAGAGAGAGAGAUAUCUACCCGUUAGAAUUGAUUAGAAUUGAUUUAGGUGCCCAUUGCAUCUUUUAUACUAUGGAGUUGUUUACAGUGAGCAUGACUGAACAAGAACUAACAUCCUCCUACACCGGUCCAUCGUGUUCGGCUACGAUAAGGAAUAGACAAGGCUUCUUUGACUGUCAAGUGAUUAACAUAACCUAUGUGGUACCCGGUGUCAGAACAUGUAAGCGUUCUAAGUAAUUUUGUGCUGCUAUUCAUCAGAACAUCUAUUCCAGUCUUGCCAGCUUAAGAACUUAGAGAAAUUAAGAGGUAUCCUUGAUGUAUCUACCAGUAUUCAAUAGUAACAUUUACCUGUCCACUGUGAAUCAAAGCCUGGGGCACGCUACUCAACCUUGGACACACUUGCAGGCAUUUAUUUCAAUUGUGUUAUUUUAUUUUCCAUACAGUAAAAAAAUUUUCUCUCUUAACUCCUCUCAUCCCCCAACCCCCAAGGCGAAAGAGAAACCAAAAGUAGGACAAAAGAAAGAGACAGACAGACAGACAGAAAAGGAAUGAGAGUUGACUUGGCAGGGAGGGUCUGUGGAGCUCUAGGUGAUCCUCCCUCCAUGUGCGUCCUGUGAGGGUUUUGCUCAUGAGUCAUGCAGGCAGUGACAGUGAACUGUAAAUACCACAUGUGAGUUUACCUGGAUCUGUGCAUCUUGUGCCUUAUUCACGAGAGUGGUAGACGUUCCCAGUAUGUUGAGUGUUUCCACGAUAGAGCAUCGUUUCCCAUGUGCCACUUGUAAAGGUUUUGCAGCCAGCACCUGAAGACUUCUUAUACAGUCAUAAAGCAACCUAGAGCGAUUUGUUGUUGAGCGAUGCCACCCCUUCCCUCCAGCAUCAGAAGCAGCACCCACCCUUGCCAUGAUAAACAUUCCACCCCCUGCUGUUCUGAUAAUGUGAAGUUAGAUGAGGGUUCCCAGGGAAUGUGGCACCUGCGGAAACCAUGUCUAGAAUCAUUUUCUAUGUAGCUUGGCAAAGCCCACUGAUGGCUGCAGGUGUGUAGCCUACUGACAGCUUUGGUUAACCCACUGCACAUCACCCAGUCAUUUACCCAACUUACUCUAGAAAUGUCCCCAGCUGAGGAAGGCUCCUGAGCCAGUCAGGCAGAGUUCAAGUGAUAGCUUGGGACAGUGACAAUGGUAUGCAUUACUUGGGGGAGGAUGGGGUACAAAACACCAGAUCAUUUUUAUACAGGAUGUAGAAUACUGACGCGGUUGAUCUUUUCCUUCAAGAAUAUUCUUUUCUAUAGAAAAAUGAUUCCCUGUGAUCUUCUGGAAGCUCCAAAGCUGAAACCCUUCAGCUUUGCAACUAAAAAUAUUACAGUUUAAUAAUCAAUUAAACCAACCAACAAUAAGCACUACACAUCUGCCACCAACAACAUUGUUUGCAUUUACCUUACCAAUAUUAAUCCCAGCGUGGUAACUCUGUGUGACCCCCGAUAACAUUUUGUAACAUUAAGCUGCCUUAGAGUUUGUACUGUGAGUUCUAUCAGUAUUUAUGUUGAAAUUUCUAACAUGGAUUCUAGUCUCUAUUCUGUUAAUUUAAUUUUAAAUGCUUUAUCCAUUUGUGCAAAGGUAAACACAGAUUGUAUCUUUUUUAAUGGUACGGCAUAAAAAAAUAACCCUAAAGUGAAGUGGCUCUAUACUGUUUUAUAGAGUACUUUAACGUGUAUAGAUAUCUUGUAAACUUGUAUUGUGGAUGUGUAAAUAAUAUGUACUUUGGGUUUUUAACACCGCAUGUAAAGUCAAAAUAAAAUAUCCAAGUCAUUA
Mus pahari (shrew mouse) is the source of this 6475-nucleotide messenger RNA. It is a transcript of the gene Sema6d, whose product is annotated as semaphorin 6D. NCBI's taxonomy places the organism in Eukaryota, Metazoa, Chordata, Mammalia, Rodentia, Muridae. Gene Ontology annotation, biological process: neural crest cell migration; positive regulation of cell migration; axon guidance. The transcript has 19 exons. Gene Ontology annotation, molecular function: semaphorin receptor binding; chemorepellent activity. The record is from RefSeq and is a predicted model, not a curated record. The coding region runs from base 803 to 4012 and encodes 1069 amino acids.